Messenger RNA from Oncorhynchus masou masou (cherry salmon), 10247 nucleotides. Its product is annotated as A disintegrin and metalloproteinase with thrombospondin motifs 9-like. Lineage: Eukaryota; Metazoa; Chordata; Actinopteri; Salmoniformes; Salmonidae. The transcript has 40 exons. The coding region runs from base 240 to 6077 and encodes 1945 amino acids. The record is from RefSeq and is a predicted model, not a curated record. Gene Ontology annotation, molecular function: metalloendopeptidase activity; zinc ion binding. Gene Ontology annotation, cellular component: extracellular matrix. Gene Ontology annotation, biological process: proteolysis; extracellular matrix organization.
UUGUCUCUCCGACCCUUCUCUCUGCAGUAAGCAUGUUCGCCAGGGUAUCUGCGAACCGCUCACGACCCAACGCACGUUACCGGUGAGAAACCCCCCACGGAAGAGUCAAGGAUAAUCGAUUUGGAUGUGGCGCGCACUUGAGAGUUUGAAUACGGUGGUAAGCCCGAGUGACCGGAGCACCGGCAGUGAAGGAGGAAUACUAUAUUCGGGGUGGCGCUCUCUACUUAACGUGGACAAUCAUGCAUAUGCUGUUUUGGGGACUAGGGUUUUUGCUAUUUCUCCCUGACUUUUUGAAUAUAGUGUCAUCUACGGAGAGAUCGCUAUUGAGUUCAAGAAAAGCUGAAAUUUCCGAGCAGCUUGGCGCAUAUGAGAUUGUAACUCCGGAGCGAGUGAAUGAAGCCGGUGACAACUUUCCCACGAGCGUGCACUUCAAAAGGAAAAAGCGUAGUGUGGAGGAUAGCCCAGGCAACUCCUCUGACCAAUGGGCCUUGCCAUCAAUCCAUUACAAAAUAUCUGCGUUUGGACAGAACUAUCACCUCAACCUGACACCCGAGUCAGGAUUUAUCGCUCCGCUAUACACUGUGACAGUACUUGGAGCACCUAUAGUUAACAUAACGGAUUUCACCCCGGAGGAGGAGACAGAGGAGGAUACGGAGUAUCAGCACUGCUUCUAUAAAGGACAUGUGAAUGCUCAAACGGAGAACACCGCAGUCAUCAGUCUCUGCUCUGGAUUGCUUGGCACUUUCAGGUCACCGGAAGGGGAAUAUUUUGUGGAGCCCCUUCACAGUUACAAUGGAGAACUCUAUGAAGAAGAACACACCAAACCUCAUAUUGUGUACAGAAAGAAAGCCUCUGUGAAUGAGGCAGCCGUGGAGGACACUGCUUGUGACACAUCAGGACAUAAACACAGACACAAGAGGAACAGCGACAAGGUGAAGAGACGUCCGCUGUCCAGCAGUAGCAGUAGCAUGCUGGACGACCUGGACGACCUGGACGGCCUGUCUGCAGGCCUGACUGCCGAUCCCUUCUCCAGAACAGAGAGAGAGAGCGGCAGACGGCCGGCUAAUGACAGCAGCGGCGACUCAGGACCUCACAGGAGAUCAAAGCGCUUCCUCUCCUAUCCCCGCUUUGUAGAAGUCAUGGUGGUGGCAGACAGCAAGAUGGUGGAACAUCACGGGAGCAACCUUCAGCACUACAUACUCACAUUAAUGUCUAUCGUGUCUUCCAUCUACAAGGAUCCCAGCAUCGGAAAUCUGAUUAACGUUGUGAUUGUGAAGUUAGUCAUAAUCAACAAUGAGCAGGAUGGCCCAACCAUUUCCUUCAAUGCACAGACCACUUUAAAGAACUUCUGUAUCUGGCAACAGAGGCAAAAUCACCAAGAUGAGAAUCAUCACUCCCACCACGACACAGCCAUUCUCAUCACCAGGCAAGACAUCUGCCGAGCGCGGGACAAGUGUGACACAUUAGGGCUUGCAGAGCUCGGCACCGUGUGUGAUCCAUACAGAAGCUGCAGUAUUAGUGAGGACAAUGGGCUUAGCACUGCGUUCACUAUCGCCCAUGAACUGGGCCAUGUAUUCAACAUGCCCCAUGAUGACAGCAACAAGUGCAAAGAGGAGGGGGUUAAAAUACAGCAGCAUGUGAUGGCGCCCACACUCAACUACUACACUAACCCCUGGAUGUGGUCCAAGUGUAGCAGGAAAUACAUCACAGAGUUCCUUGACACAGGGUAUGGAGAGUGCUUACUCGAUGAGCCCAUUUCUAGGCCAUACAGUCUGUCGCAGCAGCUGCCUGGACGGAUAUACAAUGUCAAUAAACAAUGUGAAUUGAUAUUUGGGCCGGGGACACAGGUGUGCCCAUAUAUGGUCCAGUGCCGCAGACUGUGGUGCACCAGCCCAGAGGGGGCCCAGAGGGGCUGCAGGACCCAACACAUGCCUUGGGCUGACGGGACCGAGUGCUCUCCAGGAAAGCACUGUAAACAUGGCCAGUGCAUUCCCAAGGAGCACGACGCCACCCCCGUGGACGGGGCGUGGGGAGGCUGGUCUCCGUUUGGCUCUUGCUCGCGGACGUGUGGCGGGGGCAUCAAGAUUGCCGUGCGCGAGUGCAACCAACCUGUGCCCAAGAACGGGGGGAAGUACUGUGUGGGGCGCAGGAUGAAGUUCCGCUCGUGUAACUCAGAGCCCUGCUCCAAGCAGAAGAAAGACUUCAGAGAGGAGCAGUGUGCUGCCUUUGAUGGCCGGCACUUCAACAUCAACGGUCUACCUCCUAACGUGCGCUGGGUACCCAAGUACAGCGGAAUUCAGAUGAAGGAUCGCUGUAAGCUGUUCUGCAGGGUGGCUGGCAGCACGGCCUACUACCAGCUCAGGGACCGGGUCAUCGACGGCACGCCAUGUGGCCCCGACACCAACGACAUCUGUGUGCAGGGCCUGUGCAGGCAAGCGGGAUGUGACCAUGUGUUGAAUUCCAAGGCGAGGAGAGAUAAGUGUGGUGUGUGUGGCGGUGACAACUCCUCGUGCAAGACCGUGGCAGGCACCUUCAACAUGGUGCGCUACGGAUACAACGAAGUAGUGAGAAUACCCAGUGGUGCUACAAAUAUUGAUGUGCGUCAACACAGCUACUCAGGGAAACCAGAGGACGAUAACUACCUCGCUGUUUCAAACAGUCGUGGGGACUUCCUGCUCAAUGGCGAGUUUGUAGUCAGCAUGUUUAAAAGGGAAAUCAAAGUGGGCAAUGCCGUCAUCGAGUACAGCGGAUCCGACCACGUCAUCGAGAGAAUCAACUGCACUGACCGCAUCGAGGAGGAGAUCAUUGUCCAGGUGCUUUCUGUAGGUAACUUGUACAACCCAGACGUCAGGUACUCCUAUAACAUCCCCAUCGAGGAUAAACCCCAGCAGUUUGUCUGGGAUGCCUACGGGCCCUGGCAGGACUGCAGUAGGCCCUGCCAAGGAGAGCGUAAGAGGAAGAUCCUGUGUAGUAGAGAGUCGGACCGUGUGGUGGUCUCAGACCAGAGGUGCCAUGGGGCCGCCAGACCAGCCAUGCUCACCGAACCCUGCAACGCAGAGUGUGAAAUCAGGUGGCAUGUGGCGAGGAAGAGCGAGUGCACAGUCCCAUGUGGGGUGGGAUAUCGUACGCUGGAGAUCUACUGCGCCAAACUCAGCCGUGCCGAUGGAAAGACCCAGAAGGUGGACGAGCGUUACUGCAGCAGUCAACGCAAACCUGACGACAAAGAGAGUUGCCAUGGAGACUGUAACCCAGGAGGAUGGGAGUACUCAUCUUGGUCAGAGUGCUCCAAAAGCUGUGGAGGAGGGUCCCGGCGUCGUGCGGCUGUGUGUGGAAAGUCUUCUGAGGCGGGAAGUGAUGAGAGCAAGUGCAGCCAGAGAGACAAGCUGACCACCGUCCAGAACUGCAAUGAGUUCCUAUGUCCUGCGUGGAAGACCGGAGACUGGUCUGAGUGCCUGGUGACGUGUGGGAAAGGGUACAAGCAUCGGCAGACAUGGUGCCAGUUUGCGGAGGACCGACUGGACGACCGCUUUUGUGACUCGAUGUCCAAGCCUGAGUCAGUCCAGACGUGUCAGCAGCAGGAUUGUGCUUCGUGGCAGGUCGGACCAUGGGGACAGUGCACUACCUUGUGUGGACCCGGCUACCAGAUGCGAGCUGUGAAGUGCGUUGUGGGGUCGUACGGGUCCGUCAUGGACGACACUGAAUGUAACGCUGCCACGCGGCCCACUGACACUCAGGACUGUGAACUGACCCAGUGUCCCAUCAGUCACCCGGUACCGCCGGGAACCAAAGUGCCCUCCCACCUCCCACACAAAACCCAGUGGAGGUUCGGCUCCUGGACACAGUGUAGCGCCACUUGCGGCAAAGGGACUCGGAUGCGCUAUGUCAGUUGCCGUGACAACCAGGGUGGGGUUGCGGAGGAUUCUGCCUGCUCCCACCUGGCCAAGCCCCCGGCCAGGGAGGUGUGCUCUGUAGUGGCCUGCGGACAGUGGAAGGUCCUUGAAUGGACAUCUUGUUCUGUAUCCUGCGGGCAGGGGAAGACCACGCGCCAGGUGGUGUGUGUGAACUUCAGUGAUCAGAUAGUGGACGUAGUGGAGUGUGACGCUGAUGACCGUCCGGCCACAGAGCAGGAGUGUGCCAUGUCCCAGUGCCCUGCUGCCCGCUCCAGUGACUCUCGGCCCCUCCCUUCACCCAGCGGGGGCCCCCGCAAUAACCUGCCCACGACUGCUGAUGGGCGCGGUGGAGGGCGAGCCCAGGCCCACCAGUGGAGAACAGGACCCUGGGGAGCGUGCUCGAGCACGUGUGCGGGCGGCUUCCAGAGGCGUGUGGUGGUGUGCCAGGAUGAGAAUGGUUAUGCUGUCAACAACUGUGAGGAGCACUCCAAACCCAUCGAGCAGCGCUCCUGUGAGUCCGGACCCUGUCCACAGUGGGUCUAUGGGAACUGGGGAGAGUGUACCAAGCCGUGUGGGGGAGGAAUAAAGACGCGGCUCGUGGCUUGUCAAAGGCCCAACGGAGAGCGCUUUAACGAUCUGAGCUGUGAGAUUCUUGACAAACCGCCCGACCGUGAGCAGUGCAAUACUCAGUCGUGCCCGUCUAACCCCCACUGGAGCACAGACCCAUGGAGCUCGUGUUCUUCCGCCUGUGGUAAAGGAUCGAAGAACCGUAAGGUGAGCUGUGUGACCCGAUCCGGUCGACCUGUUCCAGAGGAUAACUGUAAACACCUGACCCAACCCAGCAAGGAGAGGAGCUGCCGGGGGCGCCGCUGCCCCAAAUGGAAGGCAGGGAGCUGGGGAGAGUGCUCAGCGUCAUGUGGCAAUGGAAUACAAGAGCGGGAAGUUUUCUGUGAGGUUGGAAACCGGCGCAGCCCGGAGGAAACUGAAUGCCCCCCAUCCUCACGUCCGGCAUCCAGCCAGACCUGCCGGGUCACUGACUGCCCGUCUCCGUACCGGUGGAGCAAGGGAGAGUGGCAAUCGUGUAGUAAGUCGUGUGGGUCGGGCCACCGGCGUCGAGCGGUGCUGUGUAUGGACCAGACAGGGGAGGAGGUCCAUGAGAUGUUCUGUGUGGAUCAGAGAAGGCCAGAUGACUCUGAGAGCUGUAAUACCCACGUCUGUGAGUUCAUCUGGAUCACAGGGGACUGGACAGAGUGCUCGGCCAGCUGUGGACAGGGAUACCACAGACGCCUAGUCUCCUGCAGUGAGGUGCAUGCUGGGAAUGAUAACUAUGAGUAUGGGCAUCAGUCCUUGUCCAACUGCCCUGGGACCCCCCCUGAGAGCUACAUGCCGUGUAGCCAAAGCCCCUGUCCUCCAACACACGAGUGGAGAGUUGGAGUCUGGGGACCUUGUUCAGUAAGCUGUGGAGGUGGGGUGAUGGAGAGGACAGUGCAGUGUGUGUCUACUGAGAGACAAGGAAGUGACAGUUGUCCCUCAGACACUAAACCAGAAGCCAGCAAAGUCUGCAGCAGCUCUGCCUGCCAUCUGCCCACGAGCUGCAGUGACGUCCAGAGUCUGUCUGGCGUCCAGCCUGAUGGUGAACAGUUUCUCAACGUACAAGGAAAAGCACUCAAAGUCUACUGUGCAGGAAUGCAGACUGACAGACCGCAGGAGUACCUCACCUUGACGACCGGAGAGGGAGAGAACUACUCUGAAGUCUUUGGCUUCAGACUGAUAGACGCCACACAGUGCCCUGCCAACGGGACCAGGAGAGAGGACUGUGAGUGUAGGAGAGACUACACCGCUGCUGGCCUCUCCACCUUCACCAGAGUACGACUGGACCUCAGCAAGAUGCACAUCAUCACCAUAGACUGGCAGUUUGCUUUCACACGCGAUGGCCACAGAGUUCCCUUUGCCACAGCUGGAGACUGCUACAGCGCUGCCCGGUGUCCACAGGGUCGAUUCAGCAUCAACCUCUCAGGGACAGGCUUCCAGCUAGCUGAGGAAACCAAGUGGAUCUCCCAAGGAAACUAUGCAGUUGCUGAUAUACACAAAUCCCAGGAUGGCAGCAGAGUAACAGGAAUGUGUGGGGGUUACUGUGGGAAAUGCACUCCGUCCUCCGGCUCUUACCUGCUCAUCACAGUGGCCUAAAUCUACAGUGUUUAACCAGCUCUCUUCAAGCCAAGAUGUCCAACCUCUCAGUGGUGCUACAGUAAUGAGGAUUCCAUCCUCCAAACGACCUCUAUUCCCUCCAAUGUGUAAAUAUGUCAAUAGAACAGGUGUAAGUACUGUACAUAACAUGGUAAAUGACUUAUUUAUUAUACUAUAUACUCAACAUUUAUUUUUGUAUUGUAAGAUAAUUUAAGGAUUGUGUUUUCUUUCUUGCAACAAACACCAUGGACAUCUAUUCGCAUUGCAUUAACUAGAACAUAAAAAUGUGCCUUAGAAAUAUUUAACAUAUUCAGUCCAGAGUAUUUGCUUGUGUUUCUUGCGUUGUUGUUUCUCUCAUAUUGUGGCAGUGUUGCAGCCUGGCUCUUCUAUGUCUUAAGAUGCAGAAGGAGACUCUCAGUUUUGCUUCACGUUUGUGUGUACGGACGUGGGCACUUUGUAUGUACUUCCUAUUUUACACUCGUAGCUCUGUUACGGUCUCGGCAUCCUUCAGCCCGUUUUUUUAUGCCGUGUGGUGUCACUAUCCAACCUUGUUCAGUGCCUGAGUGUUUAUCAACCAGUGUAGUAAGUGCUACUGUAUAUUCCUACCUGGGUCUUAGAGUGUGAAGGCUGUUUCGGCUGGUCUAAUUACCUGGUCUACACAGUCGCCAGAGGUGAUCAGUGGGCUGGUACAUUCGGCACAGAGACGGUUUAGUGAACCGUAGCGCAGCGUGCUGUAAAGGUCGAUCUGGGACAGCCAGGGGGAAUGCUGGUGCUGUCGAGGCUAGCACAAGCAGCUGCUGCAGAGGCAGACCCAGCCAGGUGUUACUACCACAGAGGAGUUCAAGAAUUCAGGAGCAGGGAAAUUUUGAGAGAGAGAGAGAGAGAGAGAACGAGAGAGAGAACGAGAGAGAGAGAACGAGAGAGAGAGAGAGAGACCUGAAAGUUGUGAUGCAGAACCUUAACAUUUCAUAGUUACCCGUGGAAGUGCAAGGUGUCACCCGCCCAGAGGGAGUGUGUCAGGGGAAUAGACAGUGGAGUGUCCCUGGGGGCUUUAAGGUCAGAGCAGAGACACAGCUAGAGGAGGAAAGGCUUGCAGGCUGAUAGAUCCAGAGAGAUGUGCUUCAAAGCAUCAGAAAGACUCACCUUGUGUUUGUUCUGGGUCUCUCAGGUGUUGUGACAGGGAAUAGCCGUUAUUCCUUAGUUUUGAGAAAGAGGCCGUAUUCCCAUGGCUAUAGCUACAUGAAUCAAGCAGAGUUUACCUCAGGCCUAUAACAACACCAGUGCUCCAUAGAGAUUGGUUGAUGUCUUAGAGGUCUAGGUGUCCAAAUGCUGCCUGUAAGAACUGCUUACUGUCCUUCCACUCAACAACUUAGCUUUUUAUCUCAGCCUUUAUCUUAUUGCCUUUCAACAGUCAGUCCAUUUUUUUGCUGUCUGAUGUAAGUGUUUUGACAAUAUCAGGGUACUUUCUGUUUGAAUGUGUGUUUUCUUUAUCUUAUAUACUGUUUGCAACCAAUGCCCUUCAUUAGAUUUUUUUUUAUAAGACUUUUAUAGAAAGUGAAUGACAAAUAAUAAUAACUAGAAUAAUUUGUAUGAUUCUUUUGACAUGAUAAGAUACUUAUCCCAAAAUGAAUAAUGUAAGUGACUGUGCUGUUAUAAGGAAGUUUAGUAUGUCACCUUACUGUACACAUGUGAGUUUAUUCUCGUGUGUAUUUAUUUGUUUGACAGGGUUUGGCGGGGUGGAUGGGCCUUGGUACCUCAGAUAGAUUCAGAGGACAAAGCCAUAUUUGCUACAUUUGCCUUUUUUUUAAAAUAAAUGAUGCCUUGAGAAUAUCAGCAGGACAUUUUCAUGACGGUGCAACUCUUACUUUGUCAUGGUUCCAUCCAACCUUUCGCUAAAAGGGAAUUCCACACCGUUGUAACCGAUAGCCAUUCUGAAUUUAUUUUUGGAAUCAUAUUAGUUUAGAUUUAAUGAAGUAAAAAAUGUUAACUGUUAAUUAACGUUAAAUGUUUUAUUGUCCAAAUAAUAUCCUCCAGUGAAAAGGGAUUGAAACAUUAGUCUGAUUGUGAAUAUCUGAUGGUCCAGAUUGUAUAUGUAUUCUCAGGUGUUAAAAUAAAGGGAUUAUUUGAACAUUAUUAUAUGUCUUAUAUUUAUGUAACAAUUUAUAAACUCAGCAAAAAAAAGAAACGUCCUCUCACUGUCAACAGCAUUUAUUUUCAGGCAAUUUAACACGUGUAGAUAUUUGUCUGAACAUAAGAUUCAACAGCUGAGACUGAACAAGUUCCAAAGACAUAUGACUAACAGAAAUGAAAUGUGUCCUUGAACAAAGGGUGGUCAAAAUCAAAAGUAACAAUCAGUAUCUGGUGUGGCCACCAGCUGCAUUAAGUACUGCAGUGCAUCUCCUCCUCAUGGACUGCACCAGAUUUGUCCGUUCCUGCUGUGAGAUGUUACCCCACUCUUCCACCAAGGCACCUGCAAGUUCCGGGACAUUUCUGGGGGGAAUUGCCCUAGCCCUCACCCUCCGAUCCAACAGGUCCCAGACGUGCUCAAUGGGAUUGAGAUCCGGGCUCCUCGCUGGCCAUGUCAGAACACUGACAUUCCUGUUUUGCAGGAAAUCACACACAGAAUGAGCAGUAUGGCUGGUGGCAUUGUCAUGCUGGAAGGUCAUGUCAGGAUGAGCCUGCAGGAAGGGUACCACAUGAGGGAGGAGGAUGUCUUCCCUGUAACUCACAGCGUUGAGAUUGCCUGCAAUGACAACAAGCUCAGUCCGAUGAUGCUGUGACAAACCACCCCAGACCAUGACGGACCCUCCACCUCUAAAUUGAUUCCAAGUACAGGCCUCGGUGUAACACUCAUUCUGUCAACGAUAAACACAGAUCUGACCAUCACCCCUGGUGAGACAAAACCGCGACUCGUCAGUGAACAGCACUUUUUGCCAGUCCUGUCUGGUCCGGCGAUGGUGGUUUUGUGCCCAUAGGCAACGUUGUUGCCGGUGGUGUCUGGUGAUGACCUGCCUUACAACAGGCCUACAAGCCCUCAGUCCAGCCUCUCUCAGCCUAUUGCGGACAGUCUGAGCACUGAUGGAGGGAUUGUGCAUUCCUGGUGUAACUCGGGCAGUUGUUGCCAUCCUGAACCUGUGCCGUAGGUGUGAUGCUCGGAUGUACCAAUCCUGUGCAGGUGUUGUUACACGUGUUCUGCCACUGCGAGGACGAUCAGCUGUCCGUCCUGUCUCCUUGUAGUGCUGUCUUAGGCGUCUCACAAUAUGGACAUUGCAAUUUGUUGCCCUGGCCACAUCUGCAGUCCUCAUGCCUCCUUGCAGCAUGCCUAAGGCACAUUCAUGCAGAUGAGCGGGGACCAUGGGCAUCUUUCUUUUGGUGUGUGACCUUAAUUGACUACCGUCUGUAAGCUGUUAGUGUCUUAACGACCGUUCCACAGGUGCAUGUUCAUUAAUUGUUUAUGGUUUGUUGAACAAGCAUGGGAAACAGUGUUUAAACUCUUUACACUGAAGAUCUGUGAAAUUAUUUGUAUUUUUACGAAUAAUCUUUGAAGGACAGGGUCCUGCGAAGGGAUGUUUCUUUUUUUGCUGAGUUUAUGUAUACUGUAUCUUAUUCCACAUUUCCCUCAUUGUUGACCUUUUGAUAAAUCUAUGUAUUUUUCCAUUUUUUUCUACUUUUAAAUGAUCUCAACAAGUAUUAUAAUAAGAAAUCAUACAUGCUUUUGUUCAAUAUGCAAGUACUUAUUGUACCUUUGAAUCAUAAAUGAUUAUGAAUUAUAAUGCAAUUGUGACCUAAAUAAAACAUACCUCUUUAUUACAAAUCAUACCACUUUAUAUGCUCCAGGCAAGCCAUUUCUCCCAGCAAAUGUUCAUAUUUAUAUGUCAUGUCUGCGUAAUAUGUCACGUAGUUUAAUUCUACGACAUGAAAUGUAUGAUUAAUGUAUGAGAUGAGAUAAGGGAAGGAUCAGAGGAAAUAAAGUCACUGACACAGCUCAUCCAUUCCUAUGAGCACAUAUUAUGCUAAUGCAUCGUUUUCCUACACAAACCUGACCUUGAUGUAACAAGCUAUGAUCCCUAUUAUGCUCCAAUCAAUGAAAGGAUAUGCCUCUGCCAUUAGGCUCACAUUGCUUUUGUAAUUGUCACUUUGUAAUUAUUGCACUUUCCCCACCAUACUAUA